AUGUCGCGGCCGUCGUCCACCUCGACGUAUUCAGGAAAUGUAUUUCCCAAGCAAGCAGGCGUCACGCUCCUAUCGCCCGAAACGGUCGGAGACCAACUCUCGCCGUCGGCAUCACAGUUCUCCUUCGCCUCGUCGCCCCACUCAGUCCAAGAUGCAGACCAAGACGACUCGAGACAGAUGCGGUCUAUUACGCGCGGCACUACUGGCGACAAAAUCGGCCAGCUGCGACCGCUCAAUUCCCGCUCGCGCCAGCAGUUCUACGACGAUUCCUUUUCCUGCAAGGAGAGUGCACCGUCGUCUGCCCGCGACCGCGUGACAAAAGAUGCACCCAUUGUUGCUGAUUUACGCACCAACGUUAUCAUCAAAGACGAGUACACCCUGGUCACCGACCUUUCCCACCACCUGUCGACGCGCUACCAACGGCCCGAAUCAUCCAUCAUGAUAACUGUCAACCACUCAGCAUGUUUGCUGCUCGGCGGUUCGUUCGAGCCAACGUACAUCCUGACCAUCAAUGCUCUGCCCGUGCAGGUACAGCCCACGACCAACAAGCGCAAUGCCGCCCUGAUCCAGACCUUCAUGACAGAAUCUAUCGGCGUCUCACCUGACCGAGGUAUCAUCAAAUUCGUUGCCAUCGCAGAAGAGAAUAUGGCCAUGAACGGCAUGACCAUCCUAGGCGAGAUUGAGCGACUGGAGCGACAACAGGCAGAGGCAACUGGCAGUAACAUCAAGCGUGCCAUGACCAAAAGCUCGCGGAAGUCUGCCAUUUCCAAAGCAAAGAGUAGCAUCCAGCUCGCUCGAAACGAUUCCAAGGCUGACCCCAGGCAAAGAACAGGCGUCGCCGCUCCGAUUCCUAGUGAUGGAUCGCUCGACUCUGCAAUAGCCAUCAACGAGAAGGGCCUUGGCCACUCUGCGUCUGUGAAGCCAGUCGACACCAAGAUCAACAGCAAAACAUCCGAGCCUCUCCUUUCUAAGUUCAGCAUGAGAUCAAAUUCCAAUGCACAAGUGGCUCCACCGCCCAUUCCAGCUGACAAGCCCACUGUGCCGGCAAUUGGCAAGCGCAAGAGUUUUCUCAGCGUAUUUCGUCGAUGA
This is a messenger RNA of Cucurbitaria berberidis CBS 394.84, 1089 nucleotides long. Its product is annotated as Tautomerase/MIF. Gene Ontology annotation, molecular function: phenylpyruvate tautomerase activity. The record is from RefSeq and is a predicted model, not a curated record. NCBI's taxonomy places the organism in Eukaryota, Fungi, Ascomycota, Dothideomycetes, Pleosporales, Cucurbitariaceae. Bases 1 to 1089 code for a protein of 362 amino acids. The transcript has 2 exons.